Sarcophilus harrisii (Tasmanian devil) is the source of this 2465-nucleotide messenger RNA. RefSeq names its product galactose-3-O-sulfotransferase 3 (gene GAL3ST3). The record is from RefSeq and is a predicted model, not a curated record. The transcript has 2 exons. Lineage: Eukaryota; Metazoa; Chordata; Mammalia; Dasyuromorphia; Dasyuridae. Gene Ontology annotation, cellular component: membrane. Gene Ontology annotation, biological process: glycolipid biosynthetic process. The coding region runs from base 21 to 1313 and encodes 430 amino acids. Gene Ontology annotation, molecular function: galactosylceramide sulfotransferase activity.
ACAUUGUCCCCUGCCCAGAGAUGCCACCGGUUCUGGCCCGGCUGCAGCAAGUGGCCAAGAUGGUGAUGACCAGGAAGAAGGUGGUGGUGCUGCUGCUGCUGGGGGGAACGCUGAGCCUGCUCCUCCACCAGGGAUCCCAGCUCAGCUGGUCCCCCCGGCUGCUGUUCCCGGGGCCCCCGUGCCCGGCCGGCCGCACGCGGCCCAAGCACACCGCCGUGGCCUUCGUCAAGACGCACAAGACGGCGGGCACGACAGUGCAGAACAUCCUGUUCCGCUUCGCGGAGCGCCACAACGUGACGCUGGCGCUGCCGCGGCCCAGCUGCGAGCACCAGUUCUGCUACCCCCGCGACUUCUCGGCGCGCUUCGUGCACCCGGCCACGCGGCCGCCGCGCAUGCUCGCCAGCCACCUGCGCUUCAACCGCGCCGAGCUGCGCCGCCUGCUGCCCAACGACACGGUCUACGUCACCAUCCUGCGCGAGCCGGCCGCCAUGUUCGAGUCGCUCUUUAGCUACUACAACCGUUACUGCCCGGCCUUCGUGCGCGUGCCCAACGGCUCGCUCGAGGCCUUCCUGCGCGCGCCGCGCGCCUACUACCGGCCGGACGAGCGCUACGCCAUGUACGCGCACAACACGCUGGCCUACGACCUGGGCGGCGACAACGAGCGCAGCGCGCGCGACGAGCCCGACUACCUGGCGGGCCUCAUCCGCGACCUCGAGGCCGCCUUCUCGCUAGUCAUGAUCGCCGAGUACUUCGACGAGUCGCUCGUGCUGCUGCGCCGCCUGCUGGCCUGGGACCUGGAGGACGUACUCUACGUCAAGCUCAACGUGCGCAGCGCCGCCUCGCGCCUCGCCCCGUUGCCCGAGGGCCUGGCGCGCGCCGCGCGCCGCUGGAACGGCCUCGACGCCGGCCUCUACGAGCACUUCAACGCCUCCUUCUGGCGGCGCGUGGCGCGCGCGGGCCGCGAGUGCGUGCAGCGGGAGGCGCGGGAGCUGCGCGAGGCGCGGGAGCGGCUGCUGCGCCGCUGCUUCGGGCCGCGCCCGCGCCUGCGCCCCGCGGCCGAGAUCCGCAACAAGCAGCUGCAGCCCUGGCAGCCGCUGGGCAACGUGGGCAUCGUGGGCUACGACCUGCCCAGCCGCCCGCCCGGGCCCGGCGGCGACGAGUGCCUCAAGCUGGCCAUGCCCGAGGUGCAGUACUCGAGCUACCUGCUGCGCAAGCAGAAGCGCCGCGCCGGGGUCUGGGACCGAGAGCAGCCGCCGCCGCCGCCGCCGCCGCGGCCCAUCCGAGCCCUGCCGCGGCUGGCCCGGAGGGGCUGAGCCCCGGCCCCCGGAGGAGACGCCCGGUCCCCGAGCGGACCAUGCGGCCCCGGGAGAAGGGGCCGCCCCGCCCCCAAAGUGACCUCUCCGGGGAGGGGCAGCCGAGGGGGCCGGUGACCCCAAAGUGACCCCCAGCCAACCCACCUGAGGUAGCCCCGCCCCCAUCUAGCCGAGAGGGCGCGACUCCCCCCGCAAAUGUGCAGCGCCGCCCCAGCAUGGCCAGGACAGGGUGAGCGCUGCAGGUGUGCAGCCUCUGCAGCCAGGCUGGCCAAAAAACCUCCGCGUACCGGAACUCCGGCCCGGAGAACGACUGGCCAGGAGAAGGCGGCCCUUGUCUGGAAAGGGUCAUCCUCGGUCCGGCCGAGAAAGGGGGACCCCGCGCAUACAACCUGCCCCCACCCAGGAGUAUGCAGCCGGGGGGGGGGGGAGCUCACCCUACCCCACAGGUGUGGCGCCAUCUCUAACCUAGUCAGCAGGGGGUAGCUCCUGUCUUUCCGGAAGCCCCACUCCUAGGCUGGCCAGUGGGUGCCCUGAGGCGUUGAGCCCCGCCCCCAUACGGUCUGGAAGUAGUGAUUUUUCUAGCUCUGGAGGUGAAGGUGCUUACCCCUCCCCCAGCUCUAACACUGCUGCCGCUAGCGAGAGAGUGCACCCCCUCCCUGCCUUCUGGUGCCCAAGCGCCCACCCCCACGCACCGCACACUCCAGCUCUGAAACUUCUCUUCCAUCUAAUCGAGGACGCCUGAACUCAUUCAGACAUAGGAAGCUCCCAUAAUGCAGCCGGGUAGUCCCACGUUCCCUCUCGUCUAAAGGAGAUGACCCCUCUCUCCAAGCAUUGCAGCUUAAAGCCCUGCUCAGAAGGAGCUGGGCCUCCUUUUCCAUCCAGAUGUGAAGGCCCCCACCAAUCGGAGGAGGUGACAUCACUUCCUCAGCCCUCAUCCACGCCAGCUGUGAAUCUCUUGUCAUUUAUCAGCGCACACACGUCCCAAGGCCCUCAUUUACUCAUUCUCCCCCUUCAUCCCACCCUUCAGCUCUUCCCGGAGCCCAGCACAGAUUGUCUUCCUGGCUCCAUCUUUCCUUCAGAGCAACAGCUGCUACCACACCCAGGGACUUAAUAUGGAUUGGGUUUUUUGGUUAAUAAAAUGGAUUUUCUAAG